Frankliniella occidentalis (western flower thrips) is the source of this 1910-nucleotide messenger RNA. RefSeq names its product hyaluronan mediated motility receptor-like. Lineage: Eukaryota; Metazoa; Arthropoda; Insecta; Thysanoptera; Thripidae. The annotation marks the transcript as partial. The record is from RefSeq and is a predicted model, not a curated record. The transcript has 5 exons.
GUUUAUACUGGCUACGAUUGUCAUUUAUUGGAUACAUUCUAGUUGAAAAUCAGCCAAUCAGAGGCCUCGAAAACCCACUAGAACGUAUCCAAUAAAUGACAAUCGUAGCCAGUCUAAACCGUGCAAAUGACCCUCCAGGAAGAUUUCGCGCCCUACUAUCCACCAUGUUUCCUCGAGCCGAAAUACAUCGUUUCAACGAUGUCAAAAACGAUGUUCCUGCCCCAGGAGCUUAUGACCCUAAAUUUGAUGAUAUGAAAAUCAAAGGGGUGGGCAUGGACAAAAUGACAGAUAGGUUUACUAAACCCAAACAUACGGCAAAUGACUGUGCCUUGCAGCGCUCUGCCAGCUUGAACACGUUGCCUGUCUGCAUUCCCCCAAUGCGCAAGAAGUCAGUUAAGUUCAGUCAAGCAUUCAGAGACAGUUCUCUUGAAGAACAAUUGCAUGCAGCAAAUUGCAAGCUUUUAGACUCAGAAUCUAAAUGCAAACAACUAGAAAAUGACAUUGCAGUAGAUAGAGAAGCCAUUGCACGAGUGGAACUGGAAAAGUCUGACUUGACUAAGGAAGUUGAUCGCCUCAUGGAAGAGAUUGCUGAACAAAAGUCACAUCUUGCUAAUCUGACUGAAUCAUUCAACAUUGCCGAUGCUAAUCUUGCUGAAAGGAAAGCUGCUGUUUCCGAAUUGGAACAAACCAAAACUGAAUUGUUGCUUGAAAUGGAGAUUCUGAAAGAACGGGUAGAGCAGAAUAAGUCUGAAAUGGAAAUGUCAGUCAGACGCUGCCUUGAACUGGAAGGAUGUAUUGCUGAGGCUAAAGCUGAAAAUGGGAAACUAGUAGAGAUCCGCCUGUCUCUUUCCAAUGAAGUAGCUGAUCUGGGUGAGCGUCUUAAUAUUAAAGUUAUUGACUUAGAAGAGAAGCUUGCCUCUGUCACUUCUGAAUUGGAAUUGUCUCAAUUGAAGUGCCAAUCUCUUGAAGGUGUUGUCGAACAGUGCCAAAAAAAACUCCUCGAGACAGAAAAUGAGAAGUCCAAGUUAGCAGCCCAAGUUUUAGAACUAGCUUACAAACUAGAGCAGCAAGUGCUAGAUGAAAGGAAAACUAACAAAACACUGCAGGAAGAGAUUGAUGACGAACAGGAACAACAUCAGCGUCAGAUUCAGGCUCAGUCAGUGAAGAUUACUGAAUUAGAUGCUGAAGUUCAAAAGCAAUCAGAUUUGGCCCAAUUUUUGCUGACUAGAGUUGAAGAGAAUCGCAAGGAAGUGGAAAAGAUGGAAGAAGAGAAAAUGGUUUUGCAAAAUGAAAUUAGCUCUUUAAAAAUGCAAAACAAAAAAAUGAUUCAAUGGGAAAAUGAAGAGUCAUUGCAGAAAGCAAAGAAAGUUGAGUCACAAAAGGAAGAGAUACUGGCAUUGACUGAGCAAGUUGAAAAGAUAAAACUUGAUGUAGAGAGGGAGAAAACUAUUGGCCGGGAACGGGAAGAAGCUUUAACUGAAGAGAUUUCUUCUCUCAAAAUUUCUCUAGGAGCAAAAACACAAGAAGUAGGUACUGUCAAAGGAAGACUUCAGCUGCUUGAAUCUGAAUUGGAGCAGACUACCAGACGGAAGGAUACUUACUUAGCUGUCCUUGGUGAACUACAGCAAGAAAUCAUACAAAGCCAAUCCAAGAUGUCAAGUCUCGAAGAUGACCUGAAAUCUACACAACAGAAGCCCCAUGAACGAGAAAGUCAUUUUAAUGUGCCUCCAAGCGAAGAGGGCGUCGACGCCGCCGCGGCCGCUGAAACCGGGACGCUGACUCCAAGGCCUCAGCGCCGCCGCAACGUCCGCGCCGCCACAUUCUUGGUGCCGACUCCAGGGAGGAAGGCUCCAAGGAAGAAGCAGCGGAACGGCAGAGACAAAGGUGAGCACCAACAGACCAGCAGGCCA